Molecule: messenger RNA, 2317 nt
Organism: Danio aesculapii
Lineage: Eukaryota; Metazoa; Chordata; Actinopteri; Cypriniformes; Danionidae
Gene: cdk5r1b
Product: cyclin dependent kinase 5, regulatory subunit 1b (p35)
Exons: 2
Coding region: 462-1376 (304 amino acids)
Biological process (GO): brain development; activation of protein kinase activity; positive regulation of cyclin-dependent protein serine/threonine kinase activity
Cellular component (GO): protein kinase 5 complex; cytoplasm
Molecular function (GO): cyclin-dependent protein serine/threonine kinase activator activity; protein kinase binding
Source: RefSeq, a predicted model, not a curated record
UGCUCUCAGCAUCACCAACCGAAGGAGACAUCCAGCAUCCCUAGACCACUGGAGCGCCUACAGAGACCUCCGACGAGACGUGGACAUUGCUUUUUUUAUUUGACUUGAUUAAAAACCUGCUGUUUUGUUGGAAUUUAGGCUUCCUGACCGUCUUGAUAUUAAAUCUUUCCUUUGUGUGGAUGAUUUUGCAUCUCCUUGAUGCGCAGUGUUAUCAAGGAUAAACCCAGACAGCCAUUACUGCGGCUCUUGUUUUGCUAAAGCAUCGUGGAGGAGAGAAAAUUUCCUGCUUUGCAGUAACAGAGCCCUCAUCCAUACCAACAUCAUUCUUCCAUAAAUAGAACACCAACCUAAAUUUGGAUGUCUAACAGAUUGAACUAGUCUCAGGAAGCAGUGGGCUCCAGUUUGGCGCCUUCUUUAGCUGACCCCUAACCUUGAGUUCCUGAUAUCCCACUCCUGGCAUCAUGGGAACCGUGCUAUCGCUUUCACCCAGCUACCGGAAGGCCGCCUUGUUCGAGGAUGGCCCAGCCACUGUGGGCCACUACACGGCGGUUCAGAACAGCAAGAACGCCAAAGACAAGAACCUAAAACGGCACCCACUCAUCAACGUACUGCCAUGGAAGCGAAUAGUAGCCGUUUCAGCUAAGAAAAAGGGGUCUAAGAAGGUGCAGCCUAACACCACCUACCAGAACAAUGUUUCUCACCUCAACAAUGAGAACCUCAAGAAGUCCCAGUCAUGUGCAAAUCUCGCCUCCUUUACACAGGACCAGACGAGUCCGUCAAACCAAGGCUCCAAAAACUCUAACAACACAGCUUCCUCGGUCAAGAAAGCACCUCUUUCUAACUCCAAUGCUGUCCCUGGGACACCCAAGAGGGUGAUCGUCCAGGCCUCCACCAGCGAGCUUCUGCGUUGUCUUGGGGAGUUCCUCUGCCGGAGGUGCUAUCGGCUGAAGCAUCUUUCCCCUACGGACCCCGUGUUGUGGCUCCGCAGCGUGGACCGUUCUCUGCUCCUGCAGGGCUGGCAGGACCAGGGAUUCAUCACCCCGGCCAAUGUGGUUUUCGUCUACAUGCUCUGUCGAGACGUGGUCUCCUCUGAGGUGGCCACAGAGCACGAGCUGCAGGCCGUCCUGCUGACCUGCCUCUACCUGUCUUACUCAUACAUGGGCAAUGAGAUCUCAUACCCUCUCAAGCCAUUCCUUGUGGAGACCUCCAAGGAGACAUUCUGGGACCGCUGUCUGUCCAUCAUCAACUUAAUGAGCGCCAAGAUGCUGCAGAUCAACUCGGAUCCUCACUAUUUCACCCAGGUCUUUGCAGACCUUAAAAACGAGAGCCAGAAGGAGGAGGAACGGAGUCGUCUGCUUAUUGGCCUGGACCGGUGAGGGGGCUUUGGAGAUGUCUUUGGUGACUCUGAUCUGGCAUUUUUUAGGGAAAGUUCAUGCAAAAUUUUUUAUUUUGUUAAAUUUACUCACUGUCAUGUCAAUCCAACCUUGUAGGGCCUUCUGUGGAACAUGAAAGAAGUUACUCCAUUACAUUCUGAGAAUCAAUUGGAUCAUUUUGGACCUAGUUGGAUUUGAUUUGUACAAAAGAAGGGUUUCACAGCAUUGACACAUGGCAAAAUCUUGCUCCAUAAGGACUAAAGGUGAUGAUACAUAGGCCAACGUUCAGAGCAAUGUUGCCAUCAAAUAACAACGAGGUGAGACACAGGGCAACUAUUUAGCGGACCAAAAUUGGGCCCCAAUCAUAAAGCUAAACAUUCUUGAACAGCUUAACUAGCUGAAUGCAAGACUGCAUGUCGACUAUCAUAGCAAAAGCGAAGCAGAAUAUUGCUUAACAUAAUAAUAAUAAUAAUAAUAAAGCUAAUAUCCGCUUGUUAAGUCGUGGCAUGUGGAAUACUGUUUCCUUGUCCAAGCCACUACUCGUUUGAAUUGAGAAAAUAUUCGUUUAUGGCCACUUUUUAGUCCUAUCACCCAUUAAAGUGCAUUUUAUAUAAAAUCAUAGUGCACACAUCGGUUACCAAAAUUUUUAUAUAUAUAUAUAUAUAUAUUGCGUACAAUAUUUUCAUAAGUAUGACAACAAUUUUUAAACUUUUAUUAUUACAAUUUGAUGAGUCUCCCCAUACAGUUUGACAUAGCGCUUGGUUACAGAAGCCGCUUUGCGGAAAGUCACACUUAACAAGCGGAUAAGUAAGCCAUGCCAUGGAAGUACAUUACAAACGCACCAAAACUUAGACCUUCACAAAAGUAUAAAAGGAAAGCUAAUUCACUGUUUGACAUUGUAGGCAUUAAAUUACAUAAAAAACCAAGACAACUUACCAAAAUAA